Messenger RNA from Acomys russatus (golden spiny mouse), 2257 nucleotides. RefSeq names its product potassium inwardly rectifying channel subfamily J member 1 (gene Kcnj1). Gene Ontology annotation, molecular function: ATP-activated inward rectifier potassium channel activity. Gene Ontology annotation, cellular component: plasma membrane. Bases 224 to 1342 code for a protein of 372 amino acids. The transcript has 2 exons. Gene Ontology annotation, biological process: potassium ion import across plasma membrane; regulation of monoatomic ion transmembrane transport. The record is from RefSeq and is a predicted model, not a curated record. NCBI's taxonomy places the organism in Eukaryota, Metazoa, Chordata, Mammalia, Rodentia, Muridae.
UGAGAACUGCUGCAUAUAGAUGAGUCAGGAGCCAGUCUAAGCUGACCCACAGACAUAAAAACCAAGGCACUGAGCACCUUCAGCUGGACCAUCUAAACUCUCGACUCAAAGGUGCAAGGGACUUGCUCACAUCAACCACCUGGCUUCUUGGGGACCAAGAAAAUGAGUGUUUGUCUCCACAUUUACCCCAGCAAUCCAUGAGAUCAGGACACUGACAGAAAGGAUGUUCAAACAUCUUCGGAAAUGGUUUGUCACUCACAUUUUUGGGCGUUCUCGGCAACGAGCGAGGCUGGUCUCCAAAGAUGGAAGGUGCAACAUCGAGUUUGGCAACGUGGAUGCACAGUCAAGGCUUAUAUUCUUUGUGGACAUCUGGACUACUGUCCUUGACCUCAAAUGGAGGUACAAAAUGACUGUGUUCAUCACAGCCUUCUUGGGGAGCUGGUUCCUCUUCGGUCUCCUGUGGUAUGUCGUAGCGUAUGUUCAUAAGGACCUCCCAGAGUUCUACCCACCUGACAAUCGCACUCCUUGUGUGGAGAACAUCAACGGCAUGACCUCAGCUUUUCUGUUUUCUCUGGAGACUCAAGUGACCAUAGGCUAUGGAUUCAGGUUUGUGACAGAACAGUGUGCCACUGCCAUUUUCCUCCUUAUCUUCCAGUCUAUUCUUGGGGUGAUCAUCAAUUCUUUCAUGUGUGGUGCCAUUUUAGCCAAGAUCUCUAGACCCAAAAAACGUGCUAAGACCAUUACAUUCAGCAAGAAUGCGGUGAUCAGCAAGCGUGGUGGGAAGCUCUGCCUCCUCAUCCGUGUGGCAAAUCUCAGGAAGAGCCUCCUCAUUGGCAGCCACAUAUAUGGCAAGCUUCUGAAGACCACCGUCACGCCUGAAGGGGAGACCAUCAUUUUGGAUCAGACCAAUAUCAACUUUGUGGUGGAUGCUGGCAACGAAAACUUGUUCUUCAUCUCCCCACUCACAAUCUACCACGUCAUUGACCACAACAGCCCUUUCUUCCACAUGGCAGCGGAAACGCUUCCCCAGCAGGACUUUGAAUUAGUUGUCUUUUUAGAUGGCACCGUGGAAUCCACCAGUGCAACCUGCCAGGUCCGCACAUCGUACGUCCCAGAGGAGGUGCUUUGGGGCUACCGCUUUGUUCCUAUAGUCUCCAAGACCAAGGAAGGGAAAUACCGAGUGGAUUUCCAUAACUUUGGUAAGACGGUGGAAGUGGAGACCCCUCACUGUGCCAUGUGCCUGUAUAAUGAGAAGGACGCCAGAGCCAGAAUGAAGAGAGGCUAUGAAAACCCUAACUUUGUCUUGUCAGAAGUUGAUGAAACAGAUGACACCCAAAUGUAGCAGUGGCUUUUUCCCACCUGCAGAAAGCCUGCCUCCCAUAAACCGAAUGGCUAGCUGUGUUCUGAGGCAACCAACAGUUGGGGCUAUGAAAUCAGAAGGAGAACCUGCAAAGUCUACCAGCACGGUCACCCUCGAACCCCAUAGCUGUGACUCUUCAAGAUGCAUGGCUCUAUAAGGCUGCAGUAGUAAGCACAUGAUGGACCCAAGUGAAUAUAACUAGGGUGCGGAAGCCAUAGGAACUCACCAGGAAUCUCCACCGUGACUGUGUGAGCUCAGACAGUGUUGGUGGAAAUAAAAUCAUCCAAGUUUGCAUACAGGCAAUGGAGAUACUUCUAAGAAACUCCUGGGUGAGGUUAGGGUCUUUGGAUGGCUUCGGGAACUAGCCAUAUUUUCCUGUUUGAUUCUAUGGAUGGGAAAGAUGCCACUUUUAUCUUAAAGUGGACUUUUAUCAAUUUUGUCCCCCGAGUUGGGGAGUGAGCCAACCAGCCACUGGCAACAAGAGACUGUCAUACAAAGAAUCACUUCAGACUCUAACCUUCUCAAGCUCUGGUGUUUGAAGCCUUUGUCUGGGUCUGGGUCCAUGUUUCAGAAGGGAUAGCAUUCAGUGACUGUACCUCUCUGAGCCCAAGGCAGAGAGGAAGGAAGGCCCUGACAAGUUUUGUGACUUACACAGAUGCUGAAGCCCAUAUAGAUUGUGGCCUGAAUGGUCUCCUAUGGUACAUUACGUGGAAGCCAAGUCCAUUCUUUAGACUCUAAAUGAGCAUCCUCCUGCAAAGGAAAAUGUUUGGGUUGAAAGUGUUGGUGAGGAGACUGGAGAGGUGGCUCAGUUUGUGCAAGCAUGAAGACCUGGGUUUGGACCUCCAACAACCACAUCAAAAGCCUGACAUGGUAGCAUGGCCCCAAAUCCUAGUCCUG